AUGCCGCCGCCGCAACCGCCGCCGCCGCCGCCCGCGGUGGAGCGCACGACGAAGACGGCGACGAUCCGCAAUCACGUCAACGUCAAGAAGACGUCCGUGUCGUGCUCGGCGGCGAAUCCGUUCUCGCCGAAUAAGCUCAAGAUCUCGUUCAAGUUCGACGCGAACUUGCCGUGCCACUCGAGCGUGUUCGUCCUCGCGAUCGAGGACAGGAGCGCGCCGGGGAACGCGCUGUCGCAAAAGGUGAACGCCCCGGGGAGCGCGCCGAGACGCGUCGCGCACGAGAAGGGGCUCGGCCAAACCUACGAGACGGCGUUCACCGUGGACGUGUCUCCGUACUCGCUCGCGGAGCUCACGUCGGAUAACCCGGACGGGCCGUACGCGAUCGUCAUACGGCUCGAGUGCGUCACCGGCGGCGCGAGCGCGGUGGAGGACGUCGGGACGGCGCCGGUCGGCGCGCCCGGCUGCGCGCAGCCGUCGUGGGUGCAGCAUCAGACGACGUUUUGCAAGCUCCGGAAGAGAGACGACGGGAGCUGGGGCGUCAUCGCGACGAAGCAGAAGAUCAGCGUGGACGGGAAGAGCUACGAGCUGCAGGAGAUCUUCGGUAUCGAGAACUGCGCGACCGGGAACCCGAUGGGCGGCGGCGGCGGCGGCGGCGGCGACGAAGGGAAGGAGUGCGUGGUGUGUCUGUCGGAACCGAGAGACACGACGGUGUUGCCGUGUCGGCACAUGUGCAUGUGCGGCGGGUGCGCGAGGGAGCUGCGGCAUCAGUCGAACAAGUGUCCGGUGUGUCGCUCGCCCGUGGAGUCGCUGCUGGAGAUUAAGAUCGCGGACAGAGACGGCGGAGCGGCGGCGUCGUGAGUGGAGUGUCGCGAGCGAUCCAUUUGAUCGAUCGGUGUACGAGUAAAAAGAAGCGCACGCCGUGCUGCUCAUGAGUUGAUGAUCUGACCACGCAGUGCUCUG
Molecule: messenger RNA, 960 nt
Organism: Micromonas pusilla CCMP1545
Lineage: Eukaryota; Viridiplantae; Chlorophyta; Mamiellophyceae; Mamiellales; Mamiellaceae
Exons: 2
Coding region: 1-858 (285 amino acids)
Biological process (GO): protein ubiquitination
Molecular function (GO): ubiquitin protein ligase activity
Source: RefSeq, a predicted model, not a curated record